AGUACGGAAGCUCUAAAAUCGAACUUUGGAUUGGAUUUAGAUUGCGAAAUUACGCUGUAAAACCACGUAGCUCAAAAAUGCCCAUUGAUACGCGGGAGUUGAUGGAGGCGAUUGCCAUUGUGGCCGACGAGCGGAAUGUUCGUGUCGCCGUAAAGCAGUCUGGCAAGGGAGCAGCUAUUUGUGGAGCCUGCGCCUUCGCUGGCGGAAUGCUUAUGGGCCCUGUGGGUCUGGCAGUUGGCGGUGCGGCCGGUGGCAUUGCGGCGUACAAAAUGACUAGCGGUUCAUUUAGGCCCCUUGGCGAAGUAAUACUCAACGACCUGACGGACAGACAGCGCGAGCACUUGGUGCAGCAUGUGUCCAAGGCCGUUGCUGAGAUACAUCCCACCGACAUAGUGAUGCUGCUGCCGCUGAUAGUCCAGAAUGCAUCGAUACAACAAGCUGUUCUCAAUACCGUCAUGUCAUUUGUAACAAAUGAGCUGCGAAUGCAAAUUAUUGAUUGACGAUCUGUAGUUGAAGCUCAUGCCAUUUGCGUAAUUCAAUGGACAAAUAUAGCCAGUAAUGUUGUGAUUUGUAGGUUUAUUAAUAAAUACUUUGUAUUUACAAUCCA
Molecule: messenger RNA, 607 nt
Organism: Drosophila persimilis
Lineage: Eukaryota; Metazoa; Arthropoda; Insecta; Diptera; Drosophilidae
Product: protein C19orf12 homolog
Exons: 2
Coding region: 78-500 (140 amino acids)
Source: RefSeq, a predicted model, not a curated record